Messenger RNA from Sphenostylis stenocarpa, 363 nucleotides. The record is from the annotation of a GenBank genome assembly. NCBI's taxonomy places the organism in Eukaryota, Viridiplantae, Streptophyta, Magnoliopsida, Fabales, Fabaceae.
AUGGUGCUGGUCAGUGUUGGAGUUGUCAUUUCCUCCUAUGGUGAAAUUCAAUUUAAUGUGCUGGGUACAGUUUAUCAGGUUACAGGAAUAAUUGCCGAAGCUUUGAGGCUGGGUAACCCUAGACUAAGGUAUAGCUGCCAGUUCUCUCUAACACUCACUUUGACUCAUGAAGGAAUGGGGCUUUGGUUGGUCUUAAUGAAACCUAGUAAUAUUAAGGUCCGAGAUGUUGGCACAUCUCAGCAUCAAAAUAUCCAAGAUGAAUCAGCAAAGGAGCUGCUGACACAGAAAAAUGCAGAUGAUGACAUAGACAACAGAGAGGAGACUCUAUGUUAUGAUUCAGUUUCUGAUACUCAUUUAGAUUAA